Gossypium raimondii (Peruvian cotton) is the source of this 1507-nucleotide messenger RNA. RefSeq lists its product as uncharacterized. The record is from RefSeq and is a predicted model, not a curated record. Gene Ontology annotation, biological process: developmental process involved in reproduction. NCBI's taxonomy places the organism in Eukaryota, Viridiplantae, Streptophyta, Magnoliopsida, Malvales, Malvaceae. The coding region runs from base 370 to 1239 and encodes 289 amino acids. The transcript has 9 exons.
CCACACAAGUAAACGCCAGCGUUGCAUUUUCUUUACCGUCAUCUUCACUUUGACGCUUCUUCUGUCACUGCUUUCCUGCAUUUUUGAAAUUCCAUUUUCCCUCGUUUUCUAGGCUACCAAACAGAGCUACAAGAAAACCAUUUCUGUCUUACUCUUUUAAAUUUUCAUCAACUUUGUUAUAUUAUCUUCAUCAUUUAAUCCGUGAAUUAUCAGAUGGAGCCUUUAUAUGCAAAGCUUUACGACAAAUAUGACAAGCUUAAGAAGAGAAAACUUUCCGAAAUGGAUGACAUAAAUCGAGAUCAAGAAGAGAAAUUUGUGAAUUAUGUGCGUGGUAGGUAGUGAGAUGGUGGUACAGUGUGAUGAAAAGCUAUGAAAAUAGAAACAGGAUGUACUGACCUAUGUUACUUGGAUUUGCAAGUGACUGUUCAUCAUGCUGCAGAGGAAUUGAUUCAGCAUCUGAAGAGUGAAAAUGACAAGCUGUAUGCAGAAGUUAAUGAAUUGAAAAGUGAAGUGGCCUCUAAAAUGUCCAGCAUGGAUAAACAGUGUGCAGACUACCAAAAGCUUUUGAUUGAAGAGAAUCAGAAGUAUAAAGCACUUUCUCUAGAAGUUAGCAGGCUGCAAAAUCUGCACCAUGAGGGACAAAAUAAAGAUGGCAAACUAGAUAUUAUACCAACAGUUUCUGCUAGAAUUGCACAAGUUUCAUCUGAAAAGGUUUCUGGAAGGUCCAUUGGAAUGAUGACGAGUAAGUGUAGCAGGGAAUCUGCUGCUGAGACAAAUGACAAUAUUAUUACUUCUGUUUCAACUAACUGCAAUGUUGCCAUGACUAAUGCAUUGGCAGAAGACUUGUCUGAGAAAGCUUUGUCUCGUGAGGAUCUUACACAUUUUCAGCUGCCAGAAUGCUGUAAAGGCAGUCCAGAUGCAAGUGCCACAGUCACUGCUAGAGCUACUUGUCUUUUUCAAGCUCUUACUGAGUGCUUACUGGACAUGAAAAUAUCCACUAAUAAUCAAACUGGCGGACUAUGCAUUUCAGCUCUGCAUCAACCAAGUGGUUACUCAUUCAGUCUAACAUGGAUAAACAAAGCUGGCGGAGAAGAAGCAGAGUUGGUGUACAGGGUAUUGUCAUUAGGGACAUUUGAGAGAGUGGCGCCGGAGUGGAUGAGGGAUGUGAUUAAGUUCAGCACUGGCAUGUGCCCUCUUUUCUUCCAGAGGGUAGCUCAUGUAAUCAAGUUGCACUGCUAAGCGUUUGUCUUUUCACUUUUGUUGCCUUUGUAAAUUGAAACUGUUAAUGGAUGGAGGGUUGGUUGGUAGGUAGAUAAACUAACUAAACUGCCUUCUCUCUGUUUCGUUGUGAGCGCAGAUAUGAAAUAGAGUUUGUAUAAACAGUGGUGAUAACAUGUGGGUUAUCAAAUCAUUACUGACUAAUCAUUUGCUAAGUAAACAGACAGUAACUUUUUGUAUGUUAUGCUUGUUUGUCUUGUCAAUAGUAAAUGACGUUUUGUAUUUUAUA